This is a messenger RNA of Gossypium arboreum, 1337 nucleotides long. RefSeq names its product protein SCO1 homolog 1, mitochondrial. NCBI's taxonomy places the organism in Eukaryota, Viridiplantae, Streptophyta, Magnoliopsida, Malvales, Malvaceae. The transcript has 7 exons. The coding region runs from base 114 to 1091 and encodes 325 amino acids. Gene Ontology annotation, biological process: mitochondrial respiratory chain complex IV assembly. The record is from RefSeq and is a predicted model, not a curated record.
AGUUGAGAUCUAAUUAAAAUGAUGUCUAAUUCCCUUUAUUUGCAAAACCCCUGUUCCUUUCGUAGUACAGUAGGGUUUAUCGAAACGCAAAAGUUGAAGACUGGAAAGAUCCCAUGGCUACUGCUAUUUGGAGAAACGCAUCUCGUUUACGAAGCUUUAAUCGGUGUCUUUAUGCCCGCAGUCUGAGCCAAUUCAGAUCCUCCAUUCCAUCUUCAACCAUAACCCCCCACUCUCUUUGCGCUCCAUCUCUCCCUUCCUUCCCUCCGGUUAUUCCUGUUGGAGCUGAAUUCAAAUCCUUGGGAAUUUAUGGAAGGUUUUUAUCUAAUUCCACCGCAACUCCUACCGAAAAUCAAGAGAAAUCGUCUUCGUCAUCGAAAACCAAUUCUGAAGAGACCCAAAACACUGGAGGUUCGCAGCAGAGCAGUGGUAGUGAAGGCAAGCCUGUUCGCGGCGGGCCUGUUUCAUGGUUGAGUUUUCUUUUGCUGCUUGCCACUGGAAUCGGUAUUAUUUUUUACUACGACAAUCUAAAGAAAAGACAUAUUGAAGAAAUUAGUAAUGCUUCAAAGGCUGUGAAAGAAGGACCAUCAGCUGGAAAAGCAGCCAUCGGGGGUCCAUUUAGUCUUGUAAAUCAUGACGGUAAACGUGUUACUGAGAAAGACUUUAAGGGGAAGUGGACUUUGGUUUAUUUUGGCUUCACUCACUGUCCAGAUAUCUGCCCAGAUGAGCUGCUAAAGCUAGCUGCUGCUAUUGACAAAAUAAAGGAAAAGGCUGGAAUAGACAUUGUGCCCGUAUUUAUCUCUGUUGAUCCUGAAAGAGAUACUGUUGAGCAAGUACGUGAAUAUGUGAAAGAGUUUCAUCCAAAAUUAGUAGGUUUAACUGGUACACCGGACGAGAUAAAGAAAGUUGCUCGUGCAUAUCGAGUUUAUUAUAUGAAGACGGCAGAGGAAGAUACAGAUUACCUUGUUGAUCAUUCCAUAGUCAUGUACUUGAUGGACCCAAAAAUGGAAUUUGUGAAGUUUUUCGGGAAGAAUAAUGAUGUCAAUUCACUAACCAACGGUGUAAUCAAAGAGAUAAGUCAACAAAAAAAAUAGAGAUGGUUCUUUUUUGAGCUAUAAGGUUCUGGUUUGUUUGAUUUGGAUUAUCCAUUCCUCGGCACGGAGACUAACAAUUUUUCUCUAGUUUUCACCUGAAAAGAAUACAUGAUUUAUAUUUAUGUUUAAAGAAUUUUAUGCUGGAAAGCUUGAGCUCAAUAGAUUGCAAUUGUACUUGAAAAUAAAUGCUUAUUUGCAUGUAUGAGAUUGAUUUUGAUACAAAAUUAUAUUUAUAUGUGCACAUAA